CACUCCUCGUUUCUUGUUGCCUAUUUUCCGAGGUAGCGCUAACUCGAAAACACGAACACAUCCAUGCUGGGAAAUAACCGAAAAUUUCUCCAUAACAGAGAUGCCAAAUAAAACAAGAAAAGAAAAGGCACCAGCCAAAACUGGAAGUGCAGCAGUUAGCAACAACAAGGCCGCUCCAGAUACUGAUGAGGGAGGAAAACACAGACCCGGAAAUGUCCCUCCACCCACACAGCUCACAAGAACCAAAGGAACAGGACCGCUUGUGAAGAAAGAAAAAAGGCAGGGAUCUUCACGUUUUAACAUCUCUAAAAACAGAGAACUCCAAAAACUCCCACCUCUCAAAGAUGCUACUCCGAGUGAGCGAGAAGAGCUAUUCUCCAAGAAGUUGUUGCAAUGUUGCGUAGUAUUUGACUUCAUAUCAGACCCUCUGAGUGAUCUAAGAUGGAAGGAGGUGAAGAGGGCUGCACUCAAUGAACUAGUGGAAUAUGUUACUCAUCAAAGAGGGGUCAUUACUGAAGCCAUCUACCCUGAGGCCGUCCAAAUGUUUGCAAUCAACAUGUUCCGAACGUUGCCACCCCCUUCCAAUCCCCAUGGUGCUGAGUUUGACCCGGAAGAAGAUGAACCAACGUUAGAAGCAGCGUGGCCUCAUUUGCAGCUUGUGUACGAAUAUUUUUUGCGGUUUCUAGAAUCACCUGAUUUCCAACCCAACAUAGCAAAGAAGCACAUCGAUCAGAAAUUUGUUUUGGCGCUCUUGGAAUUAUUCGAUAGUGAAGAUCCAAGGGAGCGGGAUUUCCUCAAGACAACGUUACAUAGGAUAUACGGCAAGUUCUUAGGACUUAGGGCAUACAUACGCAAGCAAAUCAACAACAUUUUCUACAGGUUUGUGUAUGAAACAGAGCACCACAAUGGUAUUGCAGAACUUCUAGAAAUUCUUGGCAGCAUCAUCAAUGGAUUUGCAUUGCCUUUGAAAGAUGAGCACAAGACAUUCUUGCUAAAAGUCUUAAUGCCUCUCCAUAAAGCCAAGUCCCUUAGUGUUUAUCACCCCCAGCUAGCAUACUGUGUAGUUCAAUUCUUAGAGAAAGAUCCAUCAUUAACAGAAUCGGUCUUGAUGCUUUUAUUGAAAUUCUGGCCCAAGGUCCAUAGUCCCAAAGAGGUGAUGUUUCUCAAUGAAUUAGAAGAAAUUCUUGAUGUAAUAGAGCCUCUUGAGUUCCAGAAAGUAAUGAAACCUCUAUUCCAGCAGCUAGCCAACUGCGUCUCAAGCCCACAUUUCCAGGUUGCAGAACGAGCGUUGUAUUAUUGGAACAACGAGUACAUAAUGAGCUUAAUAAGUGACAAUGAUGAGACCAUACUACCCAUCAUGUUUCCAGCAUUGUACAAGAAUUCCAAGACACAUUGGAACAAAACCAUCAACGGCCUGAUCUACAACGCUCUGAAGCUUUUCAUGGAAAUCAAUCAGAAACGCUUUGAUGAAUGCAUGCAGAGGUACAAAGAUGAAAUACAAUUGGAGAAAGAUAAGCUGCAGAAGAUGGAUGAGAUAUGGAAUAAAUUAGAAUCCAAAGCAAGAUCAAAUCCAUUGUAUCCCAAAGUGGGUUUAACUGGACCCAAUAGUAUGGCUGGAAGCAUUAACAGCCCCGACAUGGAGAUGGACUCUGAGGCCGAACUCAAAGAACACAUUAAGAAUGAGGCUGCUGAAGGAGUACCCGGAGGUAGGAAGGAUUCCAAGCCCCUGCUGAGACGGAAAUCGGAGCUUCCAAGGGAUGCCUUCACCAUCAAGGCCAUUGGCUCCCACAAACGCCAUGAGGAAUUCCUCAUCUCGUCACCCGAGACCAAUAGUUGAGUCUUACUCCACCAGCCCUCGUACUUGGGUCUUAUUUUGUCUGUUCAUGAUCCAAAAUUUCCCCUUUUUUGGAUCUUUUAUACUGGCCCUGUCCAAACCCAUCCCCCCAACCCCCCCCCCCCCCCGGAAACCCAUGAAGCCCAGAGUCCUGUUUUAUAAUGACUUGUUGUAAUAGAUUAGCAAAUGCACAAUUUCUGUAACAAAUGAACCAUCAGCCAAUCAGAUUGAAGGAUUUUAGUAGCUUUUAACAGAAAUUGUAAAUUUGUUACUGUAACAAGUUUUAUGAAACCGACCCCAGAUCUGCAUUGCAUAUGAACGCAUUUUACUCUUCUCAUAUAUGAUUCUUUGGAGGAAGUUUUCUUGAUAUUACUGUGCCUCCACAAUUCUGUAUCAUUUCCUUUUAUGCAUUCCUCUUUGAAAAAAAAAAAAUCUUGUUUUGUUUCUUUGCAUCUGGCCCCCAUUCAAAUCACGAUGUUGAAACAUGUACAUCCUGAUUGCUCCGUGCCAUCCUCUAUUUUCUACCAUGCGUUCAUCCAGUGCCAUUCAUUCUUGUCCUCUUUGGGGCUCUGUCCAUUUGAUAUUAAAAAAAAAAGGAGUUUUUACAAAGUCUUUUGUAAAUAAUGCAAAGAAAGUAUACUUUGUCUUUGAAUUGGAAAUGAAUUAUAUGUAGCAAUGUAGUUCAUCGGCCUUGAAGAGGCCAGCUCUGACGAUCAUGUUUAUCGAUUCCUACAUUGGGAUGACUUCAGGGCAAAUAUGUAUAUGGAAUCCUAUUUUUGUAGUGCUGAAUAACACUGACUGAUUUUAAGCUGUUUGAACGGCUUUAUUUUGUGUACACCGCUACCAUGUAGUUAUAUUCUGGGUAAUAUAGUUACAUGCUGGCUUUGUGUGAAUUACAAUGAACAUGUUGCAUUUCACUGCUUGUUAUUAGAGUCAUUUCUGGAAAGAGUUAACAUUGACUUCUUUUGCAGUCUACGCCCGCUGCAGCAGCUGUCCAUAUGAAAGAUAAAUUGUAAUUUAUUGAAAAAGAAAAUCCCUCUGAGAGUCUCUCGUAGAAAAGAAUCAAUGCUUGUAUGUGGAUUGUUGAUUCUAUUUGGCGAAUCUUAUUGCCUUUACCAAUGUAGUGCUUUAUUUAUCUACCUGAGUUUGCCUAAGAUGGGAUCUUCUCUUUCCAAAGACAUUCAUGUAGCAGGGAAGGAGUGUUAGGUAAGCUUCUUCUAGACUAGGGUUAGGAGUGUUAUUUUAUUUUAAAGGAAAAAAAUGACUGGAAAUGAUCACAUUUUGCUUACUCUCAAGAUUGAAUUGAGUGGCAUUUGUUUAAUUGGUUUGUUUGUAACUACCUGUCAUAUAAUAUGGGUAUCAUAUGAUCUCACUCGAUCAAAUAUAUCAUCCAAUUAUAAAAGGAUUCAUCUCAUCUUACGUUGUUUUGUCAAAAUAUAUUUUUGAUAUAGACACAGGAUCAAGGUGAGUGACCUUCAUUUUUGUGAUACUAAUAUGUACACACACAAAAGGAGAUGGAUCAUUCAUUCGUGAAACUAAAGAAGCUGAGACUUGCAUCCUUUUUAUAACUGGUUAUUAGAAAUUUGGUCAGGAAGGUUAGUGAUUUCUUGUUGAUAUGUGUAUAAAAGAAAUUAAAAAAACUAUGAAUAUGUCUACUGUAUUGGAUGUUGAGUUUGUGUAACAAAGUGCCUAAUUACAUCCCUGCUAUAUAUGUAGAUCAGUGUUCCAGCCUGUGCUAGUUCUACAUGUCAUUAAACGGUUCCUAGUAUUGUCUUCUCUCUCAACUGAUCAUGUUACCAUGUAGAGAUUCUAUUUUUGAGAUGGUAGCAAAUUUCAUGUCAAGCUGCACCAACAUUUUCUAGUUGAAAUACUUGAUGGUAGCACCUGUGUUAGUAGACCCAACAGAAAAAAAGUUAGUAUUUAUGGGCUGUUGAAAAUGAUAUCAAAUAAAAUUCAUGCAUAAAGGUUUGUACUUUUUCUGAUAGCCCCCCCCCCACACCACCAAUUAAAUCACAAAAAAAUGCAUUCUAUUUGUGUCAGCAUUUCUACAACAUUUAUACAAAGGAUGAAAACUCAAUCUAGUAAGUUUAUGGAUUCGGUAUGCUACAUAUUUUUUGCUGUCAGUCAAAAGGUGGUGCUUACAUUUUAAAUGAGUUAUUCUGUUGGUUCUCAUCAUAUGCUAUGCUUUAAUUAGUAUUAUUGUUAUCACUGGUACCACUAUGCACUAUUCAGGGUCAUUGCAAGAAACGUUUGGUUGUUUUUACACUUGAAUUAGUGCACAAAAUCAGUGUCUGUUUCUUUGUUUAGAUGUAUGUGUUGUUUACAUACCUUAUACCAAAAAUACCCAAUCUUUAUUUACAUUGUAGAAGAAAAUCACCUUUUAUGAAGUGUUAUUAUAAAGAUAUAGAUCAACAUAAGUGGUUAUUAGUUCUACACAUUAAUGUGGAUAUAAAAAGUAAUUAUACCUAGAGAAUCACUCUUUAUAUACACCUAAAAGCAUUUAUGAUAAGGCCAGUUGUAAAAGAUAUACAGUGUUUUGUUUUUAUAUUAUUUAGAUGAGAACACUAGAGAUGAAAAGAAUCUAUAAUCCAAGAGAAAAUGGGCAUAUCUUGCAAAUGUCAAAUUUUAUUAUACUUGUACUGGAUUUUUGUAAGAUUGUGCUGGUAUUCUAUUCUGUUGAUUUUUUUAGACGCCUCCAGUAUUUCUUUUUAGGAGAAAUGAGUGACCCAUCAAUCAGUAUAUGCAAGUUAUGAAGUAGCUCUUUUAGGAUUUAUUCUUUUUUAAGAAAAAUAAAUUAUUUGUCGUGAAGAGGUUAUGAUGAACAAAGUGAAAGUAGCAACAGACUUUGGCAGUGUACUUUUUAAAAUAAUUACAGUUAUUUAUAGAAAACUGAUAAUUAGUUCAUAUUGAGAAUACAUUAAUGGUUUGCAGCUGUUUUCUUUGUUUUAAUAGGGUACUCUUUCAUGGGGGGGGGGGUGGGUGUGAAAAAAACUUUGCUAUUUUAGAGCAUUAAUUGUAAAAUGCACAUUUGGUACUUUCAUUAAUUUCCCGGCCUCAAAGUUGAUCUAAUCAGUAUCUUUCUGGAAAACAAAGUAUUUUUUCUAUUCAGGAAGGGAGAAUUGUAUCAGAUUAUUUAGAUGAAUAUUCACAUUUAAUUUAGAAGCAACAUUACCAUAGAGCUAUGUCAGUUCAAUGUUUUGUAUAAAGCACCUUCUAUAAAGGCAGCAAAUUUAUAAUAUAUGCUCCCAUUAGUUUGGGCUGGAUUAUAAAUUUUUAAAUUGUAUUCACUAUUCAGAAUACUUGAUGUGCUUCUGAAAACGUGGCUUUUGAUGUGUACACUUUCUUCAGUCCUCUUUUGAAUUGGGGGAAUAUUUUAAUUUUUCCUUACAGAGGUAACAAUGAGAGUAUAUUUAAAGUGAACAUGCUUCCCCCAUGUUAGGCACCAUUGUAUAUUAUGUAGCAGUGACAAUAAUGUAUAAAAUAUAAAUCUAACAAUGAAGUUGUGAAAUGUGGUUGAUGAUGAUAUCCAUUUGUGCUUUGUGAAUGAGAAAAAAACAAACAAAAAUA
Lytechinus variegatus (green sea urchin) is the source of this 5401-nucleotide messenger RNA. RefSeq names its product serine/threonine-protein phosphatase 2A 56 kDa regulatory subunit delta isoform-like. NCBI's taxonomy places the organism in Eukaryota, Metazoa, Echinodermata, Echinoidea, Temnopleuroida, Toxopneustidae. Gene Ontology annotation, biological process: signal transduction; protein dephosphorylation. The coding region runs from base 101 to 1837 and encodes 578 amino acids. The record is from RefSeq and is a predicted model, not a curated record. Gene Ontology annotation, cellular component: cytosol; protein phosphatase type 2A complex; nucleus. Gene Ontology annotation, molecular function: protein phosphatase activator activity. The transcript is spliced from 17 exons.